Nannospalax galili (Upper Galilee mountains blind mole rat) is the source of this 1732-nucleotide messenger RNA. It is a transcript of the gene Msc, whose product is annotated as musculin. The coding region runs from base 188 to 808 and encodes 206 amino acids. Gene Ontology annotation, biological process: skeletal muscle tissue development; regulation of transcription by RNA polymerase II. The record is from RefSeq and is a predicted model, not a curated record. Lineage: Eukaryota; Metazoa; Chordata; Mammalia; Rodentia; Spalacidae. Gene Ontology annotation, molecular function: RNA polymerase II transcription regulatory region sequence-specific DNA binding; DNA-binding transcription factor activity, RNA polymerase II-specific; protein dimerization activity. The transcript has 2 exons.
CCCAGCUCAGAGUCCUAGGCUUGAGGGUCAGCAUCCACUUCACUACGGAGCCUCAGGGCCGCGGGCCCACGUCUCGUGUCCUCUGAGCAGUCCCAGGCCCCAGCCUCCGCCAGGGAGCGGAAGUCGCAGACGGCGAGACUGGCCAGGGCGGAGGAAGGCGGACGCGCGUGGGCGCGGGGGAAAGGCGAUGUCCACCGGCUCGGUGAGUGACCCUGAAGAGAUGGAGGUGCGGGGGCUGCAGCGGGUCUACCCGAUCCCCACCUCCAAAAGGCCGCCUCUCCUUGGCGCGGAGCGCAGCUACGCCUCUCCCAGUGACAAUUCCUCUGCGGAGGAGGAGGACCCCGACGGCGAGGAGGAGCCGCGCGCCCUAGGCGCCGCGCGGGAUGCCGAGCGCUGCAAGAGGAAGCGGCCGGGCACCGCUGGGGGCGGUGGCGCAGGUGGCGCUGCGGGCGGCGGCGGCAAGAAGCCCCUCCCGCCCAAGGGCUCGGCCGCCGAGUGCAAGCAGUCGCAGCGGAACGCGGCUAACGCCCGCGAGCGCGCCCGGAUGCGGGUGCUGAGCAAAGCCUUCUCCAGGCUCAAGACCAGCCUGCCCUGGGUGCCGCCUGACACCAAGCUCUCCAAACUCGACACGCUGCGGCUGGCUUCCAGUUACAUCGCGCACCUGCGCCAGCUACUGCAGGAGGACCGCUACGAAAACGGCUACGUACACCCGGUGAACCUGACGUGGCCAUUCGUGGUCUCUGGACGACCCGAUUCUGACACCAAAGAAGUUUCCUCAGUCAACAGGUUAUGUGGAACUUCGGCUUAGAUCCGCAGCUCACCUGAUGGAUUCUGUUAAACGAGGGGGUUGGGGGCGGAGGAGAAAAGGGAGAGCGAGCGUGAGGGACCCGACGACCCACAGGAGGGCCUGCUGGAUUCUGGAUCUUUCCCUUUUCCUGGAGCGGCGAACCAUACAGGUGGCGGCGUGGCAGCCUCGGUUCAGCGCGGGUGGCAGAAGCCGCCUUGGACUGCGCUACAACGUUUCUGCCAGAAAGAGCUUAGGUUCCUGUGAAGAGCGUGGGCUAGCUCCAAAUAGGGGCUUUGGUUAUGUGGACAAACCUCGGCUGCCAUCUGAACCCAACGCCCAACCUGCGAGGGCUUGAUUUCGGAGCUGAUCCAGAUUUACUGUGCGAUUGAUUGGCAGUGUUCUGCGCAUUCCAGGCAUUUUUUUGUGACCUGGGUGGGUGGAGAGCACUCUGGGUGCCAUUGAAAAACUGAAGCCUUGGCGCUGAGCCGCAUAGGGCCUGCUUGUAGGUUGCAAAGCGGAAAGUUGUAUCCCUGGUCUUGGUUUGACUCCCGCCCUCUCGAGCGGGCGGGGCGAUGUCAUCUGGGCGGGUGGCAAGGUGGAGAUAUACUUCCCUGGCCACCAGAGGCCAAUUUUGCUUGCACUCGCUCCUGGCUGGGGUCCAUGUGUAAAGGUGUUGGGACCACCUGCUCGCCUGUUUUCCCACACUCUGAUGAUGUCAGCCUGGUUCAUUUGGGUCUCCCUUUCCUCCUCACUCCCACUCCACCCUGUGGUCCCUUGUGACUGCAGACUUUCCCCCAGUGCACUUCACCCCUCCCCAGCACUGCCUUCUCUGGCCCUCUCUUUCUUCCCAGCGCCAUUUUCUUUCUGGCCCUGGGGCACCCGGUGGGCGGCUGGGGCUGGUCUCUACCCACUGACUGCUGAUGGUGCUAAGGUCAGGCGCUGCUG